AUGCCUUUAGAAUCAUGUAUGCUGGUCUUGGACAAUUCAGAGUACAUGCGCAAUGGAGACUACCCACCGACACGUUUUCGUGCUCAAGCCGAAGCAGUUAGCACCAUCUUCAACUCGAAAACCGAAUCCAAUCCUGAAUCAGCAGUCGGGCUGAUGACCAUGGCCGGCAAAGCCCCAUCUCUGCUUGUCACGCCUACAAACGAUUUGGGAAAGCUCUUAUCAGCUUUGAACAAAUCGACGAUUGGUGGAUUGUCCGAUUUUCAAACGGCCGUUCAGAUCGCUCAGUUGGCUUUAAAGCAUAGAGAGAACAAGAAUCAGAAGCAGAGAAUAGUGGUGUUUGUCGGAUCACCGUUAGAAGACUCUCAGGAAAGUCUGGUCAAGCUUGGAAAGAGGUUGAGGAAGAACAAUGUGUUGAUUGACGUGGUGACUGUCGGAGAGGAAGGGAUGGAGAAUGAUGAGAAGAUUGCGGCGAUGGUCGAAGCUGCUGGCGGCAACGAUCACCUUGUCUCAGUCCCACCUGGUCCUGGACUGUUAUCGGACAUUGUCAGGCAGUCUCCGAUACUGUACGAUGCGGACAGGCCGGGCGGAGAUGCGAUGGACGGAGACGACUUUGACCCAAGCAUGGAUCCAGAGCUCGCAAUGGCUCUCCGCAUGUCUCUACAGGAAGCCGAACAGAAUGCUCAACGUCAAGCGCAAGCGCAAGCCGGUCCAUCCACCUCUUCAGCUCCCGAACCAGUCCCUCAAGCCGCAGGUGCGCCCGCAGGAGCGAGCUCCUCAGCGCCGAUCCAAGUGGACAGUACACCUGCCAGCCGGCCGACUACAGGGACCAAUCCCGAUGCUAUCAUGGAGGAAGAUGAAGAGGACGAGGAUGAAAUGCUGCGAAGAGCCAUGGCUUUAUCCCGGGGAGAAGACGUCAUGAUGGGAGAGGGAGGGGAUGAUGAUGAGGAGGACGAGGACGAGGAGGCUGCCAUCGCUCGUGCCAUUGCCAUGAGUCUGGAGCAACAAGAAGGGCAGCAGGAUAAGGAGAAA
Messenger RNA from Kockovaella imperatae, 1029 nucleotides. RefSeq lists its product as hypothetical. Gene Ontology annotation, molecular function: polyubiquitin modification-dependent protein binding. The record is from RefSeq and is a predicted model, not a curated record. The transcript is spliced from 6 exons. The annotation marks the transcript as partial. Gene Ontology annotation, cellular component: nucleus; proteasome regulatory particle, base subcomplex; cytosol. NCBI's taxonomy places the organism in Eukaryota, Fungi, Basidiomycota, Tremellomycetes, Tremellales, Cuniculitremaceae. Gene Ontology annotation, biological process: proteasome-mediated ubiquitin-dependent protein catabolic process.